Antrostomus carolinensis (chuck-will's-widow) is the source of this 1371-nucleotide messenger RNA. It is a transcript of the gene SLC46A2, whose product is annotated as solute carrier family 46 member 2. Gene Ontology annotation, cellular component: membrane. Gene Ontology annotation, molecular function: transmembrane transporter activity. Lineage: Eukaryota; Metazoa; Chordata; Aves; Caprimulgiformes; Caprimulgidae. The record is from RefSeq and is a predicted model, not a curated record. The transcript is spliced from 4 exons. Gene Ontology annotation, biological process: transmembrane transport. Bases 1 to 1371 code for a protein of 456 amino acids.
AUGGUGGGGUUGACAGCAAUAAGGACAUGGAUUGAGCCGGUGGUCGCAGGUUCUCAAGUGGCCAGUGCCUUCUACGACACAGCACUGCUGCUGGUGGUGAAGAACUACUACAACCAGACCAACGCCACUGCUCCAUCCCACGCACUGGAAGAUGCUCAGCAGAAAGCUGUCUCUAAUUUUUAUAUCAUCUACAACCUAGUCCUAGGCCUGAGCCCACUGGUGUCAGCCUAUGGCUUGUCCAAGCUGGGGGACAGGAUACAUUGGAAGAUACCCAUCUGCUUCCCUCUUCUUGGAUACUUGGGCUCCAAAACUCUCCUGCUGCUCCUGAUCCUGCUGGGCUGGCCAAUUGAGGUGAUGUAUGGAGCUGCUGCCUUCAAUGGGCUGACGGGUGGUUUCACCACACUCUGGGCAGGUGUCAUGGCUCUGGGAUCCCUGGGCUCCUCCGAGAGCAGGAGGUCUCUGCGGCUUAUCAUUAUUGAGCUGGUGUAUGGUCUCGCUGGCUUUAUGGGAAGCAUGGCAUCUGGCUACCUCUUUGUUGGCUUCAGUGACCACUACCAAGAGGGCACUGUGCUGGUGGGCUGCAGCAUCGCUUGCUAUGCUUUCUGCCUCCUCUACAGCAUUUUUGUUCUGACAGUCCCCAAGCCAGCAGCUUCCUGCCCAGCCAAACCCAAGAGUGCAGAGGAGGUGGGCAGCCAGCUACCUGCCCAUAAAGAAGCAGCAGCAGCAGAAAGCAGUUCCCAGCCUUCAGAGAGCAGCAGCUCCACUCCAGUAACCCCCUCGAAACUCACCAUCAUCAUGCUGUUUGGGGCAGCAAUCCUCUACGACCUUGCCGUGGUUGGUGCAAUGAACGUACUCCCACUCUUCUUGCUCAGGGAACCUUUAAGUUGGAAUGCUGUGGAGAUUGGCCACGGUAAUGCUGCUGGGUACGUGAUCUUCAUCACCAGCUUCCUAGGGGUAUUUGUGUUCUCUAAAUACAUGAGGGACAUUACCAUGAUCAUGAUCGGAGUGACAUCCUUCAGCGCUGGCAUCCUCAUCAUGGCCUUCGUGCGGUGGACGUUCCUGUUCUACAUCGCACGGGCAGUGAUGCUCUUUGCCCUUAUCCCCUUACCAACCAUCAGGUCUGUGUUAUCCAAGCAUGUCGAAGGAUCAUCCUAUGGUAAGGUGUUUGUCCUGCUGCAGUUGUCUUUAGUCACCACGGGAGUAGUGACAUCUACAGUCUACAACAAGAUCUAUCAAAACACACUGAACUGGUACAGCGGCUUCUGUUUCAUUUUGUCUUUUCUAGUUGGCUGCCUGAGUCUCCUCCCUUUAAGCAUUGUGGCCAUCAAACAACGUUCAACCACUGGCUCCCUUCAGAUUCUGACCGAGUGA